GGAGAGAGAACCGUCAUUCUUUCUGAGUGUGUAACAGUGGCAUUUGGCUGGUGUCUCCGGAAAAAGAAACCGACCUAGUAGGAAAACCGAUAAAAAUAUUUAUCUUACACCGGAAGUAGCGGAAACCGGCCGCAAUGGUGCAUCGUUCGAACGUCAAGUCCCGGCCCGAGUGCAGUUGAGUGGUUCCUAAAUUCAAUCUCCAAGAACCGCUGCUACCCUGUCAUCCAAGGUGGCGACGGUUCGGUAAUUUUUUUUUUUUGGUGCUCCUUUUUUUCCGCACACAAACACCAGCAAACGCAGUCGGAGUGAGAAAAAAGUUUGUACCUCUAUGUUUUGAACGGUACUCGGACUGCUGGCUGCCACCGCUGGGCUAUAAUACGCUGCUGGCUGCCUACUCCGCACUCUCACUCUCGCUGCAUCAUCAUCCUCCUUCGCAGCUCAUCUCGUCUUGAAUGCAACACACUGCUGUUGGUUGGUGAUGAUGUUACUAGUGCUGGACCGCGACUGAAUCUAUCUAACGCGAGAGAGCGAGAGCAAAACGAAUCAAAGCAGGCCAGCUCAGGGGGAAAAAAGUUGAAAAAUAGAAACCUAUAUCGCAGUGGCCAUUGCCGUCAUUGAGAUAAUCACUUCAACGCAAAACGUAGGCAAAAUCAAAGAAUUCCAUCGCGAUUGAUUGCGAUUGUUCAAGUGAGUGAAAGCAGCAAAGGAUUAGAAGGAGAAUAGUGCGGUGCAAAAACGAACAGUGCCAAGGAAUACAGUGACAUUUAGUGGGUGAGAAGAACAAAUCAGGAUGGCCUCGGCGGGCGGACUGGACAUCCAGAUUGUGUCGAUGCCAAAUCUGCAGAAGAUUGAAAAUUAUAUGCGGGAUUCGACCUAUCGGGAAACGCUAGAAGUCAGUGCAUCGUUUAAUACCAGGCUCUGUCUGGAGCGGAGGAUGCGAUUACCGUUCUUCGAUUCGCAAACAGGAGUAGCGCAGAAUCACAGUACUCUGUACAUGAAGCACUGUCGACGGAUGCCCGGUCACCGAGAAGGUCAGCUGUACACAUACCCUUCGUCACGAUGGCGGAAAUCCAAGCGGCAGUAUCUAAACAAACUGCAGAACCUGCGACCGUUUAGCAACUUUAAAACAAGUGGACCCUCCAGCAUAGUGAUGGGAGAUAUACCAGAAUUGGUGGUGCCACCCGAGCCAGAGUUCAACCCAUCGCUACUGGAGGAAUCCUCGCUGGGUGCGACUAUGGAUGCAGACAGCAAGGACAGUCACCAGAACCAAACGGUGGUAAAGGAGGAACCCCUGCCUAAGGAUUGGUACUACGACGAGAUGGCCCUGAACGAUGACGACCUGGACGAUGCGGAAGGCGGCGACUCUGAUUACGACUACAACGUGAAUGGAUACAAACGUAAGACCAAGAAGAGCAGACGAUCGACUAGCGGGGGAGGCAGGAAGUCCAAGGCUAGUCAGGCAGCGGCAGCUGCUGCGGGAGAUUACGAUGCGGUGGCAUCGCCGGGAGGUUCAUCGCGGAAGGGACGACCGCCCGGCGGCAGUGCCGGGAAGCGAGGUAGGAAGCGCAACGCCAAGGAUACGGUUUCGUCGAUCGAGAAGGAACUGGAGAACAGUCUGAACGAUAACCUGGUGGAACCACCAUCGUUCGAGUCGGUGGCCGCCGCGGUGGAUUUGAACGAGAAUGGCGAGAACGGGGCCGGCUACGGAGGCAGUGCGGAUCUGCGGAACUACCGGAAGUAUCUGUAAGGCGACGGGGUGUUACUUCGAAAUGGUACCUUUGAGGCUCUAAAAACCCAGACCCUUUUCGAUGGAUGUUUUAUAGACGAACGUAAGACGACGCCUGCUAGCAGAGAAUGAUCCGCAGAACAAAAGAAACAUCUUUUAAUAUCGCGCAUCCUUGAAGGAAUGCUUUGUAAACAAACAACAGAUGAAAAAAAAAACAAAUAUUAAGCGAAAACAAAGAAUCUAAAUUUGUUCCAACUCCUAUAACUCUUGUCUAUUUGGAUAUUAUUGCAAUUCUGGUCAUCAUCAAAACUAUUAUUAUUACUAUUUGUGUUUAGGUUCCUUUGUUCUAAUUAUAUUCGUAAAAAAGUGGUGAACUAAAAUUAUUUAAAUAAAAGGCAAAAUGAAGAAAAGUGGAGCAAUUUGGGAAAUGGAACAAUUUGAUGUACAUAGUAGCCGUUUAAUAGACAAAGGAAAAAAAUCAUCACACACUUUUUCGUUUGUAGAACAAAAAUGCAAUAGUUAAAAAAUAAGGCGACUGGACGGACGCAUAAGUCUUUUCGUGCAACCGGGGCGCCAACUGGGUUUUUUUUUACACACACACACACACCGAAACAGAUUUCACCCAUUCAAACUAAAUGUAGAACUUUUAAAUCACAGCUAAACUCUGUUAUUUAAUUCUCAGCAACAGAUGAAACUCAUAGGAAAAUUGCAAAGCAGUCAUUAUUCAAACCUACACACACUGACACACCCAAACAAACGAUCCUAUUAUUUAGUUUCCUAGGCAUUUGUUUAUUGUAGUAAACUAACCCACAAAUAAACAAACAGAAACAGACACAGACACACACACACACACACUUACUUGUUGCAAUAGUUGUAGGUUUUUAGUCGUAACUCUUUAAAAACACAGACAACAAACUCACUUUGGCGUGGAGUAAUCCAGAGGAACGUUUGGAAAACGGACCUAAAUGCGGUUCAACGGAGUGACCCCAUUUGGAUUCAAUGAACAUAGAAUGAACCGAUCGAGUUUCAUUAUUCUCUAAGUGUAAAUGGAUUUUUCAACGACGAUAUAUUUACUUAUUAUUCCAUUAUUACCCAAUUGAUGAGCUAUUAUUAUAACAAACGAAAGAGAGAAGUGAAACAAAGAACAGUAAAAACUCAAACACUCACAAAGCAAACAUCAACGCUGACGACAGGAGGUGAAAAGCGAAGAAAUGGAAAUGAAGAAAACAAUUUCACAUAGUGUAAAUGUAAAAUUUAAAUUUUGCAAAACAUGAAUCGAAUGAGAGGAAAGCAAAUACGAUGGAAACCCUUGUACAUGAAUAUAGAUAUUUAAACGGCAAAGCAAAAUACUAAAUAAAAUGAGGAAAUAUUUUCCAAAAAAGAA
Ochlerotatus camptorhynchus is the source of this 3110-nucleotide messenger RNA. It is a transcript of the gene tth, whose product is annotated as toothrin. NCBI's taxonomy places the organism in Eukaryota, Metazoa, Arthropoda, Insecta, Diptera, Culicidae. Bases 791 to 1747 code for a protein of 318 amino acids. The record is from RefSeq and is a predicted model, not a curated record. The transcript is spliced from 2 exons.